GCCAACUCGGUUCAUUUGACGUUUGAACAGUAUACAUUCAGGUAGGAAGGACUGGAUUUUGAAAAAGAAUCAAUUGAGAGUCAAGACCUCAACCUGUCGAACCUUCUAUUCCCCAAUAACCACCCAGGAACAUCAUCUUCUCACUAGCCUUCAACAAUGGCCGGCCAACCAGGAAGUAGUUCACGCAGCUUCUCGUCAACCAACGUGCCUAGAGAGAAAGCAUAUCGACCACACGAGGGCAAAUUCGGGGUGGUUACUGGCGGGUCCAGAGGAAUCGGAGCAGCCAUAAGCCAAAACCUCGCCGCCAAAGGUUGUAACCUUCUCCUAGUCUACACAUCUGACUCGUCCACCGAACCCACCAAAGCUCUUUGCUCACAGCUCUCCACCGAGCACAACAUCAUCGCCAUACCAGUCCAGGCCGACCUUGCCGACCCUAGUAGGGCAGCACCUCAUAUCCUCGCAACCGCCAAGAAUCACUUUUCCCAUCCACGGAGUGGCGCUUUCCAAGUCGAUAUCAUCAUCAAUAAUGCAGGAAUCGCAGGCAACAAAUCAUUGAACGACCCAAAACUUGGUCCCAUCGAAGAAACACAGUUUCACCAACAAUAUAAUGUCAAUGUCUUGGCCCCAUUGCUUCUGGUACAAGCAUUUCAACCCUACCUUCCCCAGGAUCGAUCAGGACGGAUCGUCAAUGUUUCAAGCGUGUCCUCCGCCCUGGGCUGUGAGUCACAGUCGAUAUAUGCAGGUACGAAGGCGGCGUUGGAAGCUAUGACACGGGUUUGGGCACGAGAGCUGGCUGAGAAUGCCACGGUCAAUGCCAUCAAUCCAGGUCCCGUUUGGGGAGACAUGUACAGUAAAGCUGGGGAGGAAUUCUGGAAGACCAACCAGAAAUUCGUUGAUGCAGCGCCAUUGAUGGACUAUCAUGGCGAGGAGGCCGUCAAAAGCCGUGCUGGUGGCGAUCCGCAAGAAUAUGAUGAUAUUGUUAGGAAGGGCAUGGGUGGAAAGCGGCCUGGGUUCACGGAUGAGAUUGCUGGUGUGGUGGGCAUGCUCUGUUCAGAGGAAAGUGGAUGGACCACAGGGAGUGUCAUCUGCGCCAAUGGCGGUAUGAAAAUGUCGAUUGCCUGAGCAUGGCGAUGGGUUUUGGUUGAGGGCACUUAGCCCCUGGCUGUAAAGUGUUAGUUACCAGUGGAAAGCCUAACAUAGACUGUUCUCGCCUCAAGGCGCA
Exophiala mesophila is the source of this 1222-nucleotide messenger RNA. RefSeq lists its product as uncharacterized. The transcript has 2 exons. Lineage: Eukaryota; Fungi; Ascomycota; Eurotiomycetes; Chaetothyriales; Herpotrichiellaceae. Bases 157 to 1122 code for a protein of 321 amino acids. Gene Ontology annotation, molecular function: oxidoreductase activity, acting on the CH-OH group of donors, NAD or NADP as acceptor. The record is from RefSeq and is a predicted model, not a curated record.